GCACCUCGGCGGCAGUGAAAUUUUGAAUGAGCACAAAACCAAAGAGCAUUUCAAUUUGAGUUGCGAGUUAUUUUAGUUUAUUUUGAACCCCCAAAGCGGAAGGAGGCGUUUUUGAGAAUUUUCCUUCUUCUUUUUUUACAAGUAAAGUACAUAUAUGCAUAUACAUACAAGCCAAAUUUUGACAGUGAAAACAGAUUAGAAAACCUGUUUGUGGAGAAAUAUUUAGAAACAAGCAAAAACGUUAGAGGAAUACACUAACAAUUAUAUUAAUUUAUACGUGAAAAAGACUACAAGAAAAAGAUAUGAAUACAUUCAACGCAAUCGCUGCCAUAUAUGCGCCAGAACUUGCCGAUUUAACCGAUACAUAUAGAUUUCAACAGAUAAGAAGUUAUGACCCCAGCGAAGAUAAAUCUCCACCAAUCGCUGCUACAGUACAGAGUACACGUAUCGAGGAUAGAGCAAAUAAUAAUAUUAUAACGCUCAUGGGUAGACAAAUACCGGCUUCAAAUGUACGUAUUGUAGUGCUAGAAGACACCGAAGAGGAGCGUAAUCGGCGAGAGCACGCGACAUUUUAUAAGGAAAUCGGUCCGAACAAGAGCAGAAUAUCCAAUUCUGAUUAUCAAACUAUAAAUUGGCAUUGUGCUGGUACCGCUACACGUUCCCUGCUCAACAUAUUGUUCGAUAGGGAAACCCUAAGCACACACUCAACAUAUGCUUCAGGGCCUACAAGUUUGGUCAAGAGAGAAUUGAAUCCAUUAAAAGUGGAGGAUAUCGUGCAUUUCAUUUCAGCGAAAUACGGUUGCCGUGAAAAUAUUGUACGCAGCACCAUCUCGUCGAUGUGUAGCUCAGCGGCACAGAAGCGGAGACGUAGAGUUUCAUUGCAUAAUGCAAGAAGGCAUUAGUAGACUGUCUAUUCAGUUGAUAUUACUUAAUAUAUACAUACAUAUAUUUAUAAGUAACAAUACUUGUAGUUAAAUUGGUGUAACUGAGAUUUUCAAAAUUUAUAAUUCAUACAUAUAACAUUUUUGAAAAUACGUUCUGUGUACGUAUUUUUUCAAUUGCUUUGCAUGUAUACAUACAUACUUAUAUAUGUACAUGACUAGAAGCAGCUUUUAUAAUGCUGAAUAAAUUUACAAACAGUAUUCAAAAUACACUUUACUUUUACAUAAAGUACGAGACAUUGAUAAAUUGUUCCAAAAUUAGUUAAAAAAUAGGCGCUGGAUACUUAAUUAUUACCGUAUUUUCCACAAAAUUUCACAUCAGGCAUUUUCGAGAAAUUUAGUGAGUGCAAUAUGUAUAAUAAUGUAUAUAUAUAGCAAUAUAUCUAUAUAACAAUAUAUAUAUUAUACAUAACAAGCUAUAAAUGUAUCUAUAAUACCUGAAUAAAUUAAAUUUUCAUAAAUAGAGAAUUCUAUGUUAAGAUUAAUACGCUUAACGAUAUUUACUAAAAACCUAUGUAGUACAGCAAUCAAACCACAAUAAAAAAUUAAAACAAUAAAAAAUUAAAACAAUAUAAAAAAUAAAAAUUAUAUUAAUUUUGUUAUCCAAAUUGGUAAUCGAGUAUUGUAGUAUAUCUAAUAUAUAUGUAUAUAUAAUUAAUAUAAUUAAUUAAUUAAUAAUUAAACUAAUAUAUCCGUAUAUAAUAUAUAACCACUGAAGCAAUUUCUGGCCCAGCUCCACGGUGUGUUGAUGUUUUUCAAACAAAUGGCGCCAUAUACAAUUUAUUCUAAGGCGCUUCCGAACAGAUGAUGUAUUUUUUAUGAUGCACUUUUUUACUUCAAGUUAGAUAUACACACUUUACAGUGCCUGUCGAGGGGCGAUCACUAUUCAAAAAAUUAGAUUUCUAUAUUUUUGGAUGUUGAUCGAACCAGAACUUGAACCCAGGCAGUACGUACUUCGCUUAUGCACAUGUAUACAUAUAGAAUAAAAAA
Ceratitis capitata (Mediterranean fruit fly) is the source of this 1931-nucleotide messenger RNA. RefSeq names its product protein insensitive-like. The transcript is spliced from 2 exons. NCBI's taxonomy places the organism in Eukaryota, Metazoa, Arthropoda, Insecta, Diptera, Tephritidae. Gene Ontology annotation, molecular function: DNA binding. Bases 303 to 902 code for a protein of 199 amino acids. The record is from RefSeq and is a predicted model, not a curated record.